AUGGCUGCGUUGAUGAUGGUUAGAGAUAUAAAACCACGUAACGACGGGAACGAAGAACAUGAACAACAGGAUACUGGUCGGGUUAUUCGAGACAUUAAAAACGUGUAUCCUGAAGUUAUUGAUUUAUUUAGAGGAGUUAAUGAUUCAAUUUCAAAACAUUCUAUAACCCUCGAUGAAGAGAAUAAAUUAACAGAUUAUAUAUUCGUCAUUAUUGCAGAAUUAAUGAAGAGAAUAAAUGAAAAAGGUAUAGCUGAUAUCAUUAAUGUCAGCGAUGUAAUGAUGAAAAGAAAUUUUGACUCAUUAUUUACAGAACCGAAAACAGAAUAUAGUCUUUAUGACGUAAUUACCGAAUUAAUGAAAAAGAUUAAUGAUAAUAAGAGUUCUGGCGGAAGAGUUGAAUUAGAAGUGAAUGAUGUUAAUGAGAAAUUAGCCGAAAAAGCAGACAAAAAUGAGCUUUUAGCUCUGAGUGAUAAAGUCAAGAACCACGUUCAUUAUAUAACUUCAGACGAACAGAUUAUAACGGACUACCAUGGAUAUUUAACACGAAGUGAUGAAGCGAAAACAAAAAAUGUUAAUGAAAGAAGAUAUAAAUACAUUCGUGCUAAAGGUUAUGACAUAAGCUGUACUGUACAGUAUGAUGUAGCUAAAGCACCAGAAGCAUUUGGUUAUACCGGUGAAAUUUAUGCCUCUACUUUCAAUGUUAACGGUGUAUUAGUUGAACCAAGAUUUACUUUGAGAGUUAAGGCAAAAAUAACUUUUGAAGAUGCUAUUAAAAGUAAAGCCAGCAAAGAUGAACUUGAAGCAAUGAACAAAGUUUUGAAAUCUCAUAAGCACAAUAUCUCCGAUAUAAAUGAACUUCAAGCUACAUUAAAUAGUAAAGCUGACAAGAACCAUACACAUGAAUCCUUCACUACUGUUAGAGCAGACGACAUAAUAUUGAACUAUACCCUCGGUUCAA
Messenger RNA from Trichomonas vaginalis G3, 958 nucleotides. Its product is annotated as keratin-associated protein family. Lineage: Eukaryota; Parabasalia; Trichomonadida; Trichomonadidae. The annotation marks the transcript as partial. The record is from RefSeq and is a predicted model, not a curated record. The transcript has a single exon.